AUGGCACCAUUUGAGGCUUUACACGGGCGAAAGUGUCGUACACCUUUGUGUUGGCGUGAAACAGGAGAGAAAGUCUUGGCUGGUCCAGUAUUGAUACAAGAUACUCAUGAAAAGAUUCAAAUCGUUCGUGAAAGAAUGAAGGCGACACAAGAUAGACAGAAGUCAUAUGCCGACAAACGGCAACGACCGAUAGAGUUUUCAGUUGGCGACAUGGUAAUGUUAAAGGUUUCGCCAUGGAAGGGACCCUUCAAAAUCAUUGAGCGUGUUGGAAAACAAGCAUAUAGAUUGGAGCUACCUGAAGAGCUCAACGGAAUACACAAUGUCUUCCAUGUCGGGUAUCUCCGAAAAUGUCUUGGAAAACAUGAAGAAAUGGUGCCAUUGACUGAAGUGAAGCUGGACGAAAAGCUUAGAUAUGUUGAAGAACCGGAAACAAUAUUGAAUGAGAGAUCGGUGAACUUACGAAACAAGGUCGUGGAUUUGGUGCUAGUAAAGUGGAAACAUCACCAUGGACCAAAUUGGAUGUGGGAGAACAGGAAUGAAAUGAAGGCUAAGUAUCCGGCGUUAUUCGAGUCGUCGAGAUUUCGAGUACGAAAUCCCCAAAAGGAGGAGAUAAUUGUAACAUACGUAAAACUGCUUUUAUUGAAAGAUCUUUUCUGA
Molecule: messenger RNA, 657 nt
Organism: Cynara cardunculus var. scolymus (artichoke)
Lineage: Eukaryota; Viridiplantae; Streptophyta; Magnoliopsida; Asterales; Asteraceae
Exons: 2
Coding region: 1-657 (218 amino acids)
Source: RefSeq, a predicted model, not a curated record